AGAUUGACAUGGCCGCUCGCAGCAGGGCGACCGGACUCUUCAGGACCGUCCUGAGCACAUGCGGGGCUCCGGGACCGGGACGCGCUCCGGCCCGGCGCGGCAGGUGUCUCUCCUACCAGCCUGCUCGUCCCUCGGGGACCUGGAGCACCGAGCUGUCCCGGCUCUCCCAGCGCGACCUGUACCAGCUGUCCGUCAGGGACCCGGAUCGGUUCUGGGGGUCCGCCGCCGGCUCCCGGCUGCGCUGGAUAGAACCGUUCCGGCGGGUCCGGGACUGCGACCUGACCAGCGGGAGGAUCAGCUGGUUCCUGGGAGGAAAGCUCAACGUGUCCGUGAACUGUCUGGACGUCCACGUAGAAAAACAUCCGGACCGAGUGGCUCUGAUCUGGGAGCGAGAUGAACCCGGCACCGAGCAGAAGGUCACCUACAGGGAGCUGCUGGAGAUGACUUGCCGCCUUGCCAACGUUCUGAAGAGCCAUGGGAUCGACAAAGGUGACCGGGUGGCCAUAUACAUGCCUGUAUCACCGUUGGCGGUGGCAGCCAUGUUGGCGUGCGCCCGUAUCGGUGCGGUGCACACUGUGGUGUUCGCCGGCUUCAGCUCAGAGGCUCUGGCAGGAAGGAUCCAGGACGCUGGCUGUAAAGCCGUAAUCACCUGCAAUCAAGGUGUGAGAGGAGGCCGAGUCAUCGAGCUCAAAGCCACGGUGGACGCUGCAGUGAGGACCUGUCCCACCGUCCAACACGUCUUCGUCUGUCAGAGGACUGAAACGCCGGCAGCGAUGGGAGAGCUGGAUGUGGCGCUGGAGGAGGCGAUGUCCUCUCAGCCUGCCGUGUGCCCCGCGGAGCCUCUGGACAGCGAGGACCUCCUUUUUCUGCUCUACACGUCGGGCAGCACGGGGAAACCGAAAGGUGUCGUCCACACGCAGGCGGGAUACCUGCUGUACGCCUCCAUCACACACCAGUACGUGUUUGAUUACCGGGACAGCGAUGUGUUCGGCUGCAUGGCGGACAUCGGCUGGAUAACGGGACACAGCUACGUGGUGUACGGCCCGCUGUGCAACGGUGCCACCACAGUCCUGUUUGAGAGCACACCUGUUUAUCCAAACCCAGGCAGGUACUGGGAGACUGUCGAGCGUCUGAGGAUCAGCCAGUUUUACGGCGCUCCGACGGCUCUGCGGCUGCUGCUGAAGUACGACGAGAGCUGGGUGAAAAAGUACGACCGCUCGUCUCUGAGGACGCUCGGAUCAGUGGGAGAGCCCAUUAACCACGAGGCCUGGCACUGGUUCCACAGUGUCGUGGGAGAGGGGCGGUGCCCUUUAGUGGACACCUGGUGGCAGACAGAGACCGGCGGAGUCUGCAUCGCCCCCCGACCUGCAGAUGAAGGAGCGCCCAUCAUUCCAGCGAUGGCCAUGAGGCCGUUUUUUGGCAUCCAGCCGGUGCUCAUGGGAGAGAAGGGUGAGCCUCUGUCGGGUAACUCUGUCACCGGAGCGCUGUGCAUUGGUCAGCCGUGGCCGGGGAUGGCUCGCAGCAUCUACGGAGACCACCAGAGAUUCAUUGAUGCGUAUUUCAAGCCGUAUCCCGGGUUUUACUUCAGCGGUGAUGGAGCGUACCGCUCACAGGACGGUUACUACCAGAUAACGGGCCGCAUGGAUGAUGUCAUCAACGUGAGCGGUCACCGCCUCGGUACAGCUGAGAUCGAGGACGCCCUGGACGAACAUCCAGCUGUUCCUGAAACAGCUGUGAUAGGAAUCCCACAUGACAUCAAAGGAGAAGUGCCGUUUGCCUUUGUGGUUUUGAAGGAAGACCUCAGCGAUGACGCCGUCCUGCAGCAGCUCAGAGAGCUCGUCGCCACCAAGAUUGCCAAAUACGCCGUCCCCGAACACUUCCUGGUGGUGAAGCGGCUGCCAAAGACUCGCUCAGGUAAAAUCAUGAGGCGGAUUCUGAGGAAGGUCGCUAUGGAAAUGACCGAGGACCUCGGCGAUGUGUCGACUCUGGAUGACCCUUCUGUUGUUAAGGAGAUCAUGGAGGCCCACGAGGAGUACAGGAAGCAGAGAGAGGAGGAGGAGAAGAAUUAGGGAGGUGGGCGGGUCAUCGGGUUCAGGUGAAGGCUCAGUUCCAAUCAGGAGCAGCGUGUCAGACACGGCCACUGCUGAUUGGAUAAAGAGGAGACAGCGUCUCAUUAAUGAUCCACAGAGUCGCACACCCGAGGACUGAUUUCUCUUUACUAAUGUCUCCGCCUCCCUCACCUGUGCUGACAGCAGGUUCCACAUUUGUGGCUCACAUUUUUAAUUAAUUUUUCUCAGUAACACAGUCAGACCUGCAGGCCACCAUAGAAGGAAAUCAGUCAGUUAAAUUUAAAUUUUAAAGUGAAACCUCAGAAUUUGAUUUCUUCUUGGUGCCUUCUUCACAUAAUCUAUUAAAUUCACAACAUUUAGAGUCUGAAAUCACUGAGUUUUAUCUAUGAUGUAAAAACAGAAAUAAAUUAAC
Messenger RNA from Archocentrus centrarchus (flier cichlid), 2481 nucleotides. It is a transcript of the gene acss1, whose product is annotated as acyl-CoA synthetase short chain family member 1. Gene Ontology annotation, cellular component: mitochondrion. The transcript has 14 exons. Gene Ontology annotation, molecular function: AMP binding; acetyl-CoA synthetase activity. The record is from RefSeq and is a predicted model, not a curated record. Lineage: Eukaryota; Metazoa; Chordata; Actinopteri; Cichliformes; Cichlidae. The coding region runs from base 9 to 2069 and encodes 686 amino acids.